This is a messenger RNA of Trichomonas vaginalis G3, 621 nucleotides long. RefSeq names its product protein kinase regulator protein. Gene Ontology annotation, cellular component: protein kinase CK2 complex; cytoplasm. The record is from RefSeq and is a predicted model, not a curated record. Gene Ontology annotation, molecular function: protein kinase regulator activity. Lineage: Eukaryota; Parabasalia; Trichomonadida; Trichomonadidae. The coding region runs from base 1 to 621 and encodes 206 amino acids. The transcript has a single exon.
AUGAAUGAAGACAAGUCAUGGAUUACCUGGUUUCUUACAAAGCAUCCUAUAGGGAAGUAUUUCAUACGGGUUGAAAUGGAGUAUAUAAAAGAUCAGUUCAAUUUGUUUGGUUUCCCUAAAAAAGUUCCGAAUUAUAAAAAAGUUUUAGAAUAUAUUAAAGGAGAUUACAUACCUCCUGAAAAUCGCAUACGCUACGAUCUUGAUGAAAAUAUAGAUGAUUUAGGCAUUAGAUUAUACGGAUUAAUACAUUCACGAUUCAUAAUGGAAAAAGCGGGUUUAGAAAAGCUAAAAAAGAAAUACGAAAACAAUGAUUACGAUAGAUGUCCGAAUGUGAACUGUAAUAGACAAUGUUUGCCAAUAGGAUUAUCAGAAUCACUCGGAGAAGGGUGUUUGUAUAUGUACUGUCCUUUUUGUGGCGAUGUUUAUCAUGCAGAAAAUCAAAUAUGCUCUCAAAUUGAUGGUUCGGCGUUCGGAUCUUCUUAUAUAAUGAAAUUUUUAAAGCAAUAUCCUGAAGUUCAGCAAUCAUAUGAGCCAGAUAGACUUCCACCGAAACCACAAUUACGAUUAUUCGGAUUUAAGAUAGAAGAUCCAAAACCAUCAGAUCCAAAAUGGAAUAAAUAA